Molecule: messenger RNA, 3495 nt
Organism: Babesia sp. Xinjiang
Lineage: Eukaryota; Apicomplexa; Aconoidasida; Piroplasmida; Babesiidae
Gene: mlkA
Product: Myosin light chain kinase A
Exons: 1
Coding region: 1-3495 (1164 amino acids)
Biological process (GO): peptidyl-serine phosphorylation; intracellular signal transduction; protein autophosphorylation
Cellular component (GO): cytoplasm; nucleus
Molecular function (GO): calcium-dependent protein serine/threonine kinase activity; calcium ion binding; calmodulin binding
Source: RefSeq, a predicted model, not a curated record
AUGCCUACAACACGAGCGAAUAGGCAUAAUAUAUGCCUACCAAGUGAGGGUAAGGUACGCCACUUGUUUGACAGUAUGAGGUUCUCUAUGCUAAGAUUACGCUAUAUCAACAAAGAACAGCUAAGGAGAUUCGACAGCAAUGAACUGGAGGUACUGUUCAAGCUAUACAAGGAACUUGCUAGCCGAUCGGAACAUGCCGGUAUCACUAAGGAAACUUUCUUGCAAUACUUUAAUCUACCCGGCCUCUGGGGUGAACGACUGUUUCGUUAUUUUGAUACCAACGAAUCAGGUUGUGUCGAAUUUGAAGAGUUUGUUGCAGGAAUAGCAGUAUGCUGCCGUGGGACCCGAACAGAAAAAACAAAUGUUCUAUUCCACGUAUUCGACCUAGACGAUGAUGGAAGAGUACAAAAAUCAGAACUAGUUGCUAUGCUAUCAAAUUUCCCAGUUAUGGCAAAUCAUAUGACAAAAUGCCUACAAAGAAAUAAAUCAGAAUGCAGCACUUUCCGAUCUAUCGACUACAUUGCAAACCAAAACACGCUAGCCUGUUGGAAUGAUGCCGCAAACUACAGGUCGUUGUGCAGUGCUAGAACCGCAUUGAAAUAUCGACCAUAUGGAGAUGAUAUGGCCAUGACUAUAGAAAAACAAGUGAGCUACGAUACUCUUGAUUUGCGUGAUCUCGCAUCGUCAAUAAGCAAACUCUCCUUUCAAUCCGAACUAUCCAGCGAUACACGCUUCAAAAGAGACUCCUCGGAACACUACGAUGAUGAAUCACCGACUGAUAAUGCACUUACUGAAAAUGAUAAUAGCGUAAUACCAAUUCUAGACAAAUUGGGGAUACGGCGUGGAUCGGGUGCCGAUUAUAUCGGUACCAAAAUAUCAUCUGAUCUUCCCAACAGCUAUGGAAGAGCUGGGGUCAGACGGUCAAUUUCAGUGUCCAGCUUAGAAGCAUCGUUAAUGUCAGCAUCACCAAGUAGCAGCCCACGGGAUACCUGCAUAGGCAUGCCAAAUGACGCCACUGGUAUACCUUGUAUACAUGAUCUAACAUACACGAAUAAAGACCUAGUACAGUGUUCAGGGGAUGCUGGGCAUAUGUGUAGCUGUCUAUACCGGAACGAACAUGAUGAUUUCUGUUGCGUAUGCCAUAACGAAAUGACAUCACAUCUCGAAGAUAAUGAUCCACCUCCGGAAGCUGCCAUGGCAGUAAUACAACAUGAGAAAAUGGCAUGUUGUGAUGGUAGUGCAAUGGACUUCUUGGUUGAGCAGAUUUUGGAAGAUUGUGAAUUUAGUGCAAACGGUAGUUUGGACUUUGAUGCUUUCAAGGCGUGGCUGGACAAUAACCCCUUUGUGCUCAGUAUAUUCUCAGAAUAUAUGCAUGAAGAGGUAUGGAUAUUAUAUGGUAACGCGUUCAUGAUGCCAGCGGAAAGCCGAUCACUACUCCACGGCGACACAUCGAACAAUUGCCAUUGCACGACGUCUGUGGAUGGACCACUUCUUAGCAACACUUGCAUCGAUGUUACCACAAAGGAUGCCAAUGUACAAAAUAUGGUGCAACGGUUGUUCAUGGCAGACUACGAUUGCACACCAGCAUUCAGUGGGUCGGUACGUUUAGACACGGUACCCAGUGGAGAGAUGCUGCCGUAUCCACAGGAGGCCUCUAACAACGGUGAUAUACACACCAAACCAACGUGUUAUCAAAAUUCGUCAACGGACGGGGUUUAUGGCAAUACUGGCACACGAAUGGCCGCACCGCUCCCCAAGCAACCGCUCUCUUGUCCUAACUGCAAUAACCCAUUCUUAAAGUGCACUGUAUGCUUGAAGAAACAUGAAUACCUUUCGUUAACUUUCGAGGGUGGCGUUCAUAUCGAGUGCAAGAGCUGUAUCAGGAAACAUCGUGGGUUCCGCUUUGCGAGGUGCUGGAUAUGUAACUGGAACUUCUCGGAUACCAUACGGAUGGUAUUGAUGGAACGCUUGAAACAUCGCACAAUGCCACAUGAGGACGAUGCCGUAACUGUUUGUCCAGUGAAUUCAAAGGAUUCUCAGUGUAACGUCGUCCUAAGAUCAAAGAGGAGGUCGCUUAUACGCCCUACUGUUAUACCUCCAACCGCUACUGUCGAUUUAUACGAAGCUUAUAACUGCCCUCAGUGCCCCUGUAUUGCGGUGACUUCUCGUAGCAUCGACUCGGGGUGGCCAAAUGCUUUUGGUAGAUUGGCUAAAAAGGCCGGUUACAUGUACAAGCGUGGUCGACGGUUUCGAAGUUGGAAGAGACGCUACUAUGUACUAGUAGAUAAUAUCCUCUACUACUAUUCAAACGAUAAUAGCGCCAAACCACGAGGGUGUAUAUUUCUCGAGGGAUAUGAUCUGGACUGUUUAGAAGUUAACGACUGGUCAUCCAUGUUUGGUUUCUCUCUAUCGCAUAGAGGUGAUAAGCUUACCCGUCGUACACUCUACCUACCUAAUAGAGAGGAUUGUGUACAAUGGCUAGAAGCUCUUUCAGAGGCUAUGAACCAGCAGAGCCUUAUGCAGCUGUACACUGUGCGUGAGCAGCUUGGUUAUGGCAAAUUUAGUGUAGUAUACCGUGCUAUACACAAGAGCACCGGUGAGGAGUUUGCCAUAAAGAUAGUCGAUAAAACUAAAAUCAGCUGUCAGGAACGUGAAUUAUUGCGUAGCGAGAUUGCAAUAUUACGUUUAUUGAGACAUCGGCAUGUUAUCUACCUGAAGGAAGUAUGCGAUAUGCGCGAUUCGUUAUACAUUGUCAUGGAGCUUGUGCGUGGAGGCGAGCUUUAUGACCUUAUAAACCAACGGCGCCGACUUACGGAAGCGCAUACCCACAAGAUUAUGUGCCAGUUGUUACAAAUAGUUGCUUACCUUCACAAAUGCGGGAUCGUACAUCGUGAUAUCAAGCCUGAAAACAUAUUGAUAACGGAUAAGAGUGAUGCCGCCACUAUAAAACUUACCGAUUUCGGAUUGUCGACGUUAUGCGGUCCUAACGAGCUUCUGACCCAGCCUUGCGGCACACUAGCAUACGUGGCACCUGAAGUAUUGACACUACAAGGUUAUAACCAAAAGGCUGAUGUAUGGUCUGUAGGUGUCAUUAUGUAUCUGCUUUUACGUGGCAGGUUGCCGUUUUCGACAAAGACACCAAUCACUGUGGAUAUCUAUCAUCAUUAUCGAGUACGUUUUGAAGGGCGACACUGGGCUGCAGUGUCCACUUGUGCCAAAGACUUGAUUUCACGUAUGUUGAAGCCCGACCCUGCUGAACGCAUAUCUGUUUUUGAGGCUUUGGAUCAUUUUUGGGUCCAAAAUUUUGUGGCCGUGCAACAGGAUGAAGCAGCCUCUGCGGUGGGGAAUGUGGAGCCUUCUCAAGAUUUCAUACGCUCGCUAAGCAACGCUACUGACAGUACUGUGGUCAUUCCGUACAGUGAGAGCUGUAUCCGGAACUUAACGGCGCUUCAGUCCGCCGAAGCCGAAUCUGCGCUGUCCACUGUUGAGGAAUGA